CGGGACUCAGACUGAAUCUUAGGAGGUGACUUAGUAGCAGCGAAAAGAAAUGUAACCGGCGUGGCUGCUCCGAGGGGGUUCCACAGGUUCACCUAGCAGUGGCUGACAGGGCUUCUAAGUGCCUCAUUUCAUUUCAACAUGAAGUGUGCAACCUCCAGGGUGUCAUAAAAGUAACAAUCAAAAUGACCUUGAGAUUCCACCUUUGCUAUAGUCAGAAUGGCUAUCAUGAAGGAAAAAUCAAAUAUCUGCAAGGGUGUAGCGGGAAAAUUGAAGCUUUAUAGUCCCACUGUCGUUGGGAAUAUGAAUUAGCCCAGCCACGAUGUAAGUUCUUCAAAAAACUAACAAUGGAGCUUCAACAUAAUAGUGACAUGCCACUACUGGGCCUAUAUCUGAAGGCAGGUACCAGUUCCAACUGGACCAAACUACCGCCACCUCUCUUCAGUAAAGCUGUUAUUAUGCUUAUAGAUGCUCUGAGAGAUGAUUUUGUGUUUGGGUCAAAGGGUGUGAAGUACAUGCCUUACACAACUUACCUCAUGGAGAAAGGGGCAUCUCACAGUUUUGUGGCUAAAGCAGAGCCACCCACAGUUACUAUGCCUCGAAUCAAGGCAUUGAUGACAGGGAGCCUCCCUGGCUUUGUUGAUGUCAUCAGGAACCUCAAUUCUCCUGCGUUGCUAGAAGACAAUGUGAUAAGACAGGCAAAAGCUGCUGGGAAGAGAAUAAUCUUUUAUGGAGAUGAAACAUGGGUUAAAUUAUUCCCAAAGCAUUUUGUGGAAUACGAUGGUACAACCUCAUUCUUUGUGUCAGAUUACACUGAGGUGGAUAAUAAUGUCACAAGGCAUUUGGAUAGAGUAUUAAAAAGAGGAGACUGGGACAUCUUAAUCCUCCACUACCUGGGACUAGACCAUAUUGGCCACAUUUCUGGGCCCAACAGCCCCCUGAUUGGACACAAGCUUAGCGAAAUGGACAGCAUCCUGAUGAAGAUUCACACCUCACUACUCUCAAAGGAGAGAGAGACUCUCUCACCUAACUUGCUGGUUCUCUGUGGCGACCACGGCAUGUCUGAGACAGGGAGCCAUGGGGCCUCUUCCACAGAAGAAGUGAGCACACCUCUGCUCUUAAUCAGCUCUGCAUUUGAGAGAAGACCUGGGGAUAUCCGACACACAAAGCACGUCCAGCAGACUGACUUGGCUGCAACACUAGCAAUAGGACUUGGCUUGCCAAUUCCCAAAGACAGUGUAGGAAGCCUUUUAUUUCCAGUUGUAGAAGGAAAACCAAUGAGAGAACAGCUGAGAUUUUUACACUUAAACACAGUACAGCUUAGCAAGCUGUUGCAAGAGAAUGUACCAUCCUAUGAGAAAGUUCUCAACUUGCAGUCCAGGAAUGUAGCUCACCCCAGCUCUGGAUGGUCAGAGGUAGACCACCUUCUUCUGCUGGGCACAGUGGGGCAUGUCCUGAGUCUGGGAGCCAGCAGCUUUGUGGAAGAGGAGCACCAGACCUGGUACUUCCUUGUCAACACCUUGUGUCUGGCUCUGAGCCAGGAAACGUGUCGGAGCUACUUUCUGGGGGACAGCUGCGAGCCUCCGCGUGCCUUCCACGUGGAGCGACAUCCUGAGGGUGCCAUUGUCACGCUGCGGGAGAGCAUGGGUGAUGAGGGUGCUGAGCCUGUCAGCGAGGGCGAGGGGCCCUCCCAGCCCAAAACACGGAGAGGCCACAAGCAGUGGGCAGUGCUGGCAAGCCCCUGGCUGGUGCUGAUCUGCUGCCGGUUGCUGCGGUCCCUGAACCAGACGGGUGUGCAGGGGGCCCACCGGCCUGAUUUUGGCCACUGGCUCACCAGCUCUGAACACAAAGUGCAGCUCUCAGGCCUGGCUGCCCUCUCCCUGCUUGCAAUCUUCAUGUUGGUCCAAAGGGGGUGUUCCACUGUGUCCAAAGCUGCCCUGGCGCUUGGGCUGUUGGGCGUCUUCUGCUACAGGGCCGCCAUAGGGAAUGUGCUAUUCCCAUGGCAACCAGACAACAAAAGCAUUACAAAGGGUAUUAUUGAAGCUCGUUUUGUUUAUGUCUUUGUCCUUGGCAUUCUGUUCACGGGUACCAAAGACUUGCUUAAGUCUCAAGUCAUUGCUGCAGACUUCAAAAUCAAGACUAUAGGCUUAUGGGAGAUAUAUAGUGGAUUAGUUCUUCUGGCAGCUUUGCUCUUGAGGCCACAUAAUCUUCCGGUGUUAGCAUUUAGUCUCUUGAUUCAGACUCUAAUGACUAAGUUCAUCUGGAAGCCCCUGAAACACGAUGCAGCCGAGGUCACUGUUAUGCAUUAUUGGUUCGGUCAAGCAUUCUUCUACUUCCAGGGUAACUCUAACAACAUCGCCACCAUUGACGUCUCAGCAGGCUUCGUGGGCUUAGACGCCUACAUGGAAGUUCCAGCCACGCUCCUGACCGUGUUUGGGACAUACGUGGGACCUGUGCUAUGGGCCAGCCACUUAGCACACUUCCUGAGCUCAGCGACAAGCAGUGGCUCAGCACUACGUUGUGCAUGCUUCUGCUAUGCACUGAUUUGUUCUGUUCCAGUUGCCACAUAUAUCAUUCUUGUGACAGCCCUGCGCUACCACUUAUUCAUAUGGAGUGUCUUUUCUCCAAAGCUUCUCUAUGAGGGGAUGCAUCUGCUCAUUACAGCUGCUCUCUGUGCUCUGUUCACGGCCAUGGACCAGACGGGCCACACAAGGAUGUACAUGAAGACAGACACCCUUAGCUGAUGUGCUUUUACAGUUCCUGUUUGGGUCAUGGAUUUGAGUAUUGAAAAAUCUGCCCCUGGGUUGAAAACAUGGCUCAGUUGGUAGAGCCCUAGCCAGUGAGCAAGAAUGUCUGGUAAGGCGUUCAAGUCCCAGUCUAUGACCUGAAAAGAAGAGAAAGAAAAGUCUGCCAUGUCAAGUUCUGCAAGGAAAAAAAAAAAAGUGAAGCCUAUGAAGUUGAUGAAGAGAUUCAGUUGCACUGAAAUUUAAAUUAAAUAGUAAGCGGUUUAAUAAAAGAUUACUUUAAAAUAUA
Messenger RNA from Dipodomys ordii (Ord's kangaroo rat), 3030 nucleotides. It is a transcript of the gene Pigg, whose product is annotated as phosphatidylinositol glycan anchor biosynthesis, class G. Gene Ontology annotation, biological process: GPI anchor biosynthetic process. Bases 345 to 2741 code for a protein of 798 amino acids. The transcript is spliced from 13 exons. Gene Ontology annotation, cellular component: endoplasmic reticulum membrane. NCBI's taxonomy places the organism in Eukaryota, Metazoa, Chordata, Mammalia, Rodentia, Heteromyidae. The record is from RefSeq and is a predicted model, not a curated record.